Messenger RNA from Cylindrotheca closterium, 1407 nucleotides. NCBI's taxonomy places the organism in Eukaryota, Bacillariophyta, Bacillariophyceae, Bacillariales, Bacillariaceae. The record is from the annotation of a GenBank genome assembly.
AUGAAUCUAUCAUAUGCAGACCUGAGACCCAAAGAUCAAGUACAACUGAAUGUGUAUGAUGAUGACCGUAACGAUCAUCGAUCGUCGUCACAACACGUUCAGAAGAAUUCGAACAGCACCAGCAGCAGCUAUUCCAAAUUCAGUCCUCAACAUACCAAUCGUGCGACUGAAACUGAUACAGUCGCAAAUAACAGUACUGUAAAUGUCUUGGCUGCUGUUCUUCCACAGACUCGAUCAGCCAAACGACGGAACAAGUUCCGUACGGUUGCAAAGGUUAUCAGUACAUCCAAACAACGAUUUCAGGCUUCUUUUAAUGCUCGGACUGCACGGUCCGCCUCUUCUUCUUCCUCUGCCUUGACUACCAAUAAUAUCAAAAACAAAUUGUCACUCCUCGAUCCGAAACAACAAUUACAGAAAUGGAUAAAAGAACCUACCGAAUUGAAACGGAAGAGAAAUCUCAACAUACGGUACAAAUCUCAAUUGGAUGAAAUGCGAGAACACAAUCGUGGCUUGCUCCAACAAGUUCGGAUGGAAAAGAUGGACUUUUCUCAUCAACGGCUAGAACUGGAACGGGAAGUUUUGGAAUUAGAGACACGAUUGAAGCGUAUCAAUGAUCCCAUCACCAGCAGUCGGUCCUCCCAUCAUUCAGAGGCAUUAUGGGUGGAAGACCACCACUGCGAAUCAGGAAAGCAUCACCAUCAUCAUCAACAGCAACAACAAGUAUUAGAGCCGGUCCGAACGAUGAGACCGAGUAUCGGCAUCGGCACACCUCCUACUUCUACUACUAGCAAUGACCACCACUUGUCAUGCAAACACUUAAAGGAAGAUCCCAUGGAACCCAUGGCUCCAAUUCUCACGGAUACUUUCAUUGCAGUAAAAGAAGAACAAAAGGAAAAAGAUGCAGUUCCAGUUACAGCGCCAAGUAGUUCUACCACGAUUUCCACUCAUUCCUUGCCGCAAGCAAUACGGACGACACAAAUCCCUCGAAAAGAUGAUUCCAAGCAAGCCAAGCAGAAGGCUGUUCCAAUUCCAAAGGCCACGCCCAUGACGCCAAAGGACCCCAUGUCCAGUAUUAGUAGUACUUCCAUGGUGGAAGGUACUCGUGCUGCUAUUCACAAACAAGCCAACAACAGCAGACCCGAGCCGCUUCGAGUCCGAAACGCCUUGUCUCGCGCUCGAUUGGCCGCUGCCAACAAGAACAGCAGCAACAACAACAACAACAACAAUACACCCAGUCUUGUUCCACCGAUGGAAACCUCACCCAAGGAUCCCUUGACCAUGUCGUCGUCAUUGUCAUUGGUGGUGGAUCCACAGCCCUUGGAAGCAUCGUCACCAUCACUGUCUAACAAUCAUCUUCCGCCUACAGUAGACAAUAGAUACAUAAUAGGAAGAAGUGGUUUUGGAUGA